AUGGCGCUCUCCGAGACUAACCCCUCGACGACCUCAGACCCUGUCGACUUCACCUCGACGCCGCAAUCCCUUGCCCGAGCCGUCUACGCCCGCCGCCAAGAGUAUGUCCGCCCUCAUCGGAUCCGCGUCAAGAUUGGAACUUGGAACGUUGCGGCGUGUCCCGGCACCGACAAGGACCUGGCGAGCUGGUUCGUCGAUGGAUAUGGCCUUGACACGACCCUCUCCAAGCUUGAUAUGUCUGAUCACGACACGGUCGAGAAGAACCCUCCGCACGUCACCAAAACAGGAUCCGACGAGCAGGACCUCUGUGCCUCUGUACACUUGGUCGGGGGCGGCAAGAUCGGGUUGUAUGUGCUGGGCUUGCAGGAGAUCGUCGACCUGAAUAUGGCGAGGGACUACAUGAACCGCAUGUCCUCCGACCCGGCGCCCAUGAACAAGUGGAAGGAAGCACUAGAGAAGGCCAUGCCUGACGGGUAUGAGCUUGUCGCCGCCGAGCAAAUGUCCGGCCUGCUGUUGUUAGCGUAUGCUUCCCCCGAAGUCGCGCCGACUAUCAGCCAUGUGAGCACCGCUUCAGUAGGCACAGGUCUGUUCGGGUACCUUGGAAACAAGGGCGCCGUGACGACCCGCAUCCUCCUCGGCGAGACGACCCGUAUGGUCUUUGUCAACUGCCACCUCGCUAGCGGCCCGGAGCAGGCGUACUUAGACCGGAGGCUUUGGGACAUUGGCCAGAUCCUGACACGAACCCAGUUCGACCCCAUAAACGUGGCCGGGGAGAACGACGCCGACGCCGAGAAGAUCGGCGACGAGGAUUUUGCCUUCUGGUUGGGCGAUUUGAACUUCCGCGUUGAUGGCCUUCCCGGGAACGAUAUUCGCCGCCUCCUCCUGCUCCAUACCCGUGGAGAGUACGACCUGGACAAGAAAGGCCGAAAGGUCAUCGCGGGCGAGGAGAUUUUGGUGGUCAAGAGAAUUGACAGCAGCGACGACGACACCUCCACCAUUGAUACCUCCUUGUCGUCGCCCACCUUUGAUGAUUCGGAAAGCUCCUUGCCAGACCCCGACGAAUUUCUGCCAGACCCGACCGAAGACCCUGCUUCGUUGCAGGCAACUCUGGACUCCCUUUUGCCCCACGACCAACUGCGAAGGAUCAUCAAGGAGAAGAAGGCCUUCCACGAUGGGUGGCGAGAAGGCCCAAUCACGUUUUUGCCAUCAUAUAAAUACGAUGUCGGCACAGUCAGCCUGUUCGACUCGAGCGAGAAACGAAGAGCUCCGAGCUGGUGCGACCGCAUCCUGUACCGGACAAGGAAGGACAGGGAGGAGUAUGAGCAAAGGGUCAAGGAUGCGGAGGAGGCGAGGAAGAAGGACGAGGAGAUGACGGCGCGGGGUAUCGACCACGCAACAGACGACGACGACGUCCUCUUCAGCUACGAUCCCGACGCGGACGGCGAGGAACCUCCGGCUGGCGAGGCCGGCGUCGACUAUGACGAAUACGACGACGACGAGAACGAGCCGGAGGAUGUCGUCACAAAGGAAGGGUUCAUGGACAGAAUAAAGCUCGACAUUUACACCUCUCACCAGCGGAUCGUCUCGUCGGACCACAAACCGAUAAUCUCCAUCUUCACGCUCGACUACGAUGCGGUGAUUCCUGAUCUCAAGGCCAAGGUCCAUGCCGAAGUUGCCAAGGAGCUGGACCGCGCCGAGAACGAAGGCCGACCUUUAAUCACACUUAUUCUCGACAAUCCACACCAGUCAACAAAGGACGCACAUGAGUCCAUGGGCCUCAACGAAGCUGUCGACUUUGGCGAAGUCGGCUAUCGCAGCAGACAUAGCGCGAGCCUGACGAUAGCCAAUACCGGCCGAGUGCCGGCCAAGUUCACUUUCGUCGAGAAGCCCACGAUCGAGCAAGACCCGGACGCCCCCAGCCAGGCGGAGUGGCUCAAGACAUUUUUCAAGCAGACGAGUAGCCAAGGCAACGGCGAGGAGUCGCCAGAUCUCGGCAGCGAGGUGACAUUGGAGCCUGGUGAGACCGUGAGCGGCGUCAUCGAGGUCUACGUCAGCGACAUGUCUCACGUGCGAGCCCUCAACGACGGCCGUGCAUCGCUGGAAGACAUUCUGGUGCUUCGGGUCGAGGACGGCAGGGACCACUUCAUCCCGGUCCGCGCGUUCUGGCUCCCGACGUGUUUCGGCCGCUCAAUCGACGAGCUCAUCCGCAUCCCCGACGGAGGCAUCCGGGCUUUCCUCAAGUCCAGGGCGGAGACGACGGGAAACAGUUCCAUCCCGUACGACCUUGACGUGCACUGCGCCGCCCCAAAGGAGCUGUUCAAACUGACAGAGGCUGUGGAGACCAUGACGGCCCGUGCCAUCGCCGAUUCGAACAUGAUCGAGGAGCAUGUCAUCCCAGCCGACAAGCCCGGCUGGCCGUUUGACGAGACGGCGUGGCUGUUCAAAGACCAAGAGUCCAGGGACAGCCUGUUGGUCGCCCUAAUCGAGGCACUCGACAACGACCGACCGCUCGUCGACGCCCUCCCCGUUCAGGUGCCGUCACUCUACCGGCUCGAAGUCGUCGCCGAGGUGCUGGUCCUCUUCCUGGUUGGCCUUACCGACGGCAUCAUCACGUCCGCCCUUUGGGCCAAGAUGGAGCUCGCGCUUCCCCACCUCAGCACCGCCGGCGCGGCGACGCGGUCCCCCACCGAGGUCGAGGACGACAAGACGGCGGUGCUCGACAUCCUCGCCAUGGCGCCGAACCACAACAUCGCCUUCGUCUUCCUGAUGGCGACGCUAUCCAAGGUCGUCGCGGAGCUAGCGCCCAUCUCGCGCUCCGUGGCCGAGGCAUUGAUGACGCAGAGGCCGACUCGGAGGAGUCUCAGCUUCAGGCGGUCGACGGGCGGCAGCGCGGCGGCCGAGGCGGCGCUGGCGAGGCGGCGGGCGAGCGAGAGGAGGGUGGGCGAGGUCCUCGGCAGGGUAGUCUGCCGCGUGGGUUUGCCGGCGAGGGACAAGGAGAGGAAAGCGGUGGAGGAGAAGAUGAGGGGCGCGUUGGAGAUAUUCAUGAGGAGGCCUUUGGAGGACGGGUAA
Molecule: messenger RNA, 3069 nt
Organism: Colletotrichum graminicola M1.001
Lineage: Eukaryota; Fungi; Ascomycota; Sordariomycetes; Glomerellales; Glomerellaceae
Product: endonuclease/Exonuclease/phosphatase
Exons: 1
Coding region: 1-3069 (1022 amino acids)
Biological process (GO): phosphatidylinositol dephosphorylation
Molecular function (GO): phosphatidylinositol-4,5-bisphosphate 5-phosphatase activity
Source: RefSeq, a predicted model, not a curated record